CUAGCAUUAUUGGAGACUGACGUGUUUAUUGAAAUUCUUUCAAGAACAUCAUUAAAGACAUUCCAUAUUAUACGUUGUACAAAGCGUCAGUUUGUUCCGUCGUGUGGUGCGAAUAAUUUUGACAUUGGUUGUCUACCAAAAGCGUGUACAAUUUUAGCAACUUCAUUGAACGGACUCAUUCUUGGUGAAUGUGAUAAUCCAGAUGAAUAUCAAACAAAGUUUUUAUUUGUCUGUAAGCCAACGACUUUAGAUAACAAAACAUUACCAUUUACAAUUUAUAAGUACAUUGCGGUUAAGUUUGCUAUGGUGGUUAUGCGUUCGAACCCGUUGCAUUUCAAGAUCAUUCGUUUAUCAUAUGCAAAGCCAUCCGACUUGACAAAGGAUCAUGGUUAUGAAAACUUCUGA
Lactuca virosa is the source of this 405-nucleotide messenger RNA. NCBI's taxonomy places the organism in Eukaryota, Viridiplantae, Streptophyta, Magnoliopsida, Asterales, Asteraceae. The record is from the annotation of a GenBank genome assembly.